Molecule: messenger RNA, 971 nt
Organism: Coregonus clupeaformis (lake whitefish)
Lineage: Eukaryota; Metazoa; Chordata; Actinopteri; Salmoniformes; Salmonidae
Product: guided entry of tail-anchored proteins factor 1
Exons: 5
Coding region: 24-536 (170 amino acids)
Biological process (GO): tail-anchored membrane protein insertion into ER membrane
Source: RefSeq, a predicted model, not a curated record
CUAUUGUAAAUAAUCAAAGGAAAAUGGCGACUGUGUACGUCUGGUUGCUGGUUUUAGGGUCUGUGGUCUUGUGCAACCUCGUCAAAAUGUUGUUACCUUCAAUUUCCUCCUAUCUGUCCAAAGUUUUCCAGAAGAAUGUGGAAGAUGAGGUGGAGAUGAGGGCAGAGAUUCAGGCCAUGAAGAAGGAGCUUUCUUCCAUCAACAUGAUGGACGAGUUCGCCAGGUACGCACGGCUCGAGCGCAAGAUCAACAAGAUGACGGACAAGUUGAAGACUUAUGUUAAAUCCAGAACUGGUCAGCAGACCAAAAUCAAAUGGGUCGUCAACAUAGUGUACUAUAUUCUGCAGGCUGUGCUAAUGAUCUCUCUGAUCUGGAAGUACUAUGCUGACCCAGUGACGGUCCUGCCCAGUAAGUGGAUUUCUCCUCUAGAGCGAAUGGUGGCCUUCCCAUCUGGAGUAGCAGGUGGUGUUGGAAUCACAUGCUGGCUCGUUGUUUGUAACAAGGUAGUGGCUAUAAUUCUCCAAGCGGUGGCUUGACAGCCUGAAAACUUGACUGUCUACUGUGAGACCAAAUUAUGCAAUUGUUGGUACUUUUGUUGCUAUUUCGUUCAAUUUAAUGAAAAGGGUUUGUAAAUAUUUUUCAUACACUGGCCUUGAUAUUUAAAUGUUUUGUGUUGAGACUGUUGUUGUUUUUUACUGCACCACAUUUUGAUAAACCAGCAGGGUUGUUUUGUUGCAUUUUCUUUCUUUCCAAAUCCCAUUCCUCUUCAUGAAACUAGUGUGAAAUAAAUUGUGGCUUAAUACUUUGGUUACAAUUUGUUCGUUUUCUAAAUGAUUCAAGCCAUAUCACUAUUUUAUCAACAUGACACAGUGUUCUGCUUUCCAUUUGUGUUUGUUGGUUGCCUACUUUUCUAACCCUCUUCCAGAAUUAUUCUUGUGGUUGACAUAUCAAUAAAAACAUGCAAAAUAUAA